This is a messenger RNA of Betta splendens (Siamese fighting fish), 1496 nucleotides long. It is a transcript of the gene bcl2l10, whose product is annotated as BCL2 like 10. NCBI's taxonomy places the organism in Eukaryota, Metazoa, Chordata, Actinopteri, Anabantiformes, Osphronemidae. Gene Ontology annotation, cellular component: mitochondrial outer membrane. The transcript has 3 exons. The record is from RefSeq and is a predicted model, not a curated record. Bases 163 to 783 code for a protein of 206 amino acids. Gene Ontology annotation, biological process: regulation of apoptotic process; extrinsic apoptotic signaling pathway in absence of ligand; intrinsic apoptotic signaling pathway in response to DNA damage. Gene Ontology annotation, molecular function: protein heterodimerization activity; protein homodimerization activity.
GUCCUCCGGGAAGACUCGCGCCUUUUGCUUCGCUUUCGACGCCUAUUGUCUCGCGCGCUGGGACUUUUUGCGGUGAAGCGUGGGAGGCGGGGCCUGGACAUAAAUGCGCAGCAGCUGAAGGGGAAGCUGCGAGUUUACCGAGGUUCUCCUUCCGCCGUCCGUAUGUGUGGAGAGCAGUCUGCUACCGCUGGGAGGAAAAUGUCUUGUGGGCUGAGGAAAGAGACCCUCGCUCUGGCAGAGGACUACCUGAGUCUGAGCUGCUCGAGCCCGUGGCCAGCCCCCGCACCUCCCAGCGAGGCAGCCGCUGCCAUGAGACGCGCGGCCCGGGACAUGGAGAGCCAGCACCAGGCUCGCUUCCUCUCCCUGGCUCAGACCUUCCUGAAGCAGUGCGGGCCGGACCCCUGCCCCAGCCUCAGGAGGGUGAUGGAGGAGCUGGUGGGCGACGGACACUUGAACUGGGGGAGGGUUGUUUCCCUUUUCACCUUUACCGGGGUGCUGGCCAGACUGAUGCUGGAGCAGAAGAGCUUGAAGCCGGGGCUGGACCUCGGGAAGGGGCAGGAACUAGCGCAGGGGACCGGACACUGUAGGGGCCUGGCAGAGACCAUAGCCGAAUACCUAGGAGAAGAGAAGAAAGACUGGCUGCAGGAGAAUGAUGGAUGGGAGGGGUUCUGUAAGUUCUGCCGCAGUGCCAGAGAGGUGACCCAGGACUCCUCCAUGAAGACAGCUCUGUUUGCCGCUGCUGGUGUGGGCCUGGCAGGGCUCACCUUCCUCCUGGUGCGCUAGCGCCGCGCUCUGCGUCCCUGACAUGUCCUAAGUUCUUAUUUCAUUUGGCACAAUUCCAUAGGCAUUUUAAUAGCGAUACUGCAAAACGGGCUCAAUCUUGAAUUGUCAACGAAUACUGACAUUGUGUGACUUGCUCCAUAAGAUUGUUCAAAGCAAACGUCGAUGCCUUUCGUACAUUUAGGAGUGAGUGUCGUCAGUUUGUGUAUCUUUAGCUGAAUAAAGCACAGAGCUCAGCACACCGUUCACCCUUCUUUCAAGGGGUGUCAUCGAUUUAGCAGCUACAAAUAACUCAUCCCCACGGCUUUCGAUUUUUGAAAUUGUCAGUUGCCUUUCUCCAUGUGUUGAACUGAAUUGUGUAUGUAGUUAGAGCCAUUCUAGUGUAUAAAUUAAUAUAUUAUAUUUAUAUGAAUUAAAACUGUAAGCAGUGGCUCUUUCUUUUUCUACCUAGCCCAGAGCCGAUGCAGUUGUUUCAUUGUCUUACAUUCCUGUGAAAUGUGUGUGUGAUUUACAAGGUCAACAAAGCUGAUGACCACACAAUGGUGCUAAGAUAUGUUGCAUAAUGUUUCUCAGUCUACCAAACCAGGGACCAAUUGGAUUUAUUGCUAUUGAGACGAAUUAUGAAAUUCCCCCACAGAUCUGUCGAACAUUAUAUUUUUGCAUUGUUUGGUUUUAUUUAUUUGUCACAACUUUUGUAAUAAAAUUAGAAACGGUCA